Messenger RNA from Salmo salar (Atlantic salmon), 2432 nucleotides. The record is from RefSeq and is a predicted model, not a curated record. Lineage: Eukaryota; Metazoa; Chordata; Actinopteri; Salmoniformes; Salmonidae.
UGACCGGGAGCGCACCUAAUACAGUAGGCUAGGUUGCCUGUGCACACAACCUAAUACAGUAGGCUAGGCUGCCUGUUGGCUAAAGGUGGUUGUGUUACUGCCACAGGGCUGAUGGAGAAUAUCCACAUAUUAAGCAUGGUCGUUAGUUUAUAGUAUUAUGUUAUAGCAUUUUAAACGUCUCAUCAGAACCCGUGAUUGCCUAUGUUGGUCUAAUAUCGCCUAUAACUCUAAACAGUGUUACGCAACAUUUGCAGAGAGUUUAGUUGCAUCAAUUAAUUUAGGCUAACAUUUCCUCUGUCGCUUGUCCCAAGUUGUUUCCAUAUUUCUUACUUUGUCCUAUAAGUUGAGAGUUCCUGAUCUUUGAACACUCAGUGUAUUAACUCAGCAAAAACCCGUGACAGAGCAGUAGCUAUCGGAAAAAGAACUGAACUGUCCCGACUGUAUCCACAUUCCGAUAAACUAGUUCUAAUAUCCUUCCUGGAGGUAGAGCGGCUCUUUCCGGGUACCCUCCUCUCCCCUUUUCCCACCUUUGCUCUCGUUCUGUCUCUCUUUACGUUCGGGGAUACAAAGUAACUAACAAACUAUUCGGUUGUGGGAAAACUACGGGUCUGUCGUCUCAGAAUAUUGCUGCUUAAUAUCAACGUUGUAACAUAUGUGUAAGAGAAGAGACGCCAGAGUGGCGCGUUUGGAGCUGGGAGAAGCCUCCUCUUGCCUGCUUUGUUAAGUACUCGAGUGAGGGCUGUUUUUCACCGAGACGUCUUUGCGCGGAUAACUAUUAUCAACGCUGCAACGAUGGCAAUGCAGAAUGUUGGUGGAGGGUGGAUAGAGGCUCAGAAUUCCAGAGGAGAAAGUGGGCUGGUUCCGGAAGACUACUUACAGGUUGCUAACGGCGGCGACUCUUGGUCUGUGGGAGGAGCUUACACCAACGACACAACCGAUGGGUGGGACACCCAGGGAUACACACAGACCCAACAUAAUGCAGGUGAGGAUGAUGAUGGUGAGUGGGAUGAAGAGUGGGAUGAUGCCAGAUCAACAGGGGGUUAUGGUGACGCCACAGGGGAGGAGGAAGGAGAGGCGACAGGAUGUAACACACACACACACAUGAAGAUAUCCCUCAACAAGUUUGCCUUCUCUAAGACUCCCAACCCAGAGGUGUACCUACUGGCUAAACUACCACCGAAAGGCAAAGACAGACUGGCCAUCUAUGUGUGUGUAGAUGGGAGAUGUGGGACCAGUGUGGCUGUAUCCCCAGUCUCCUCUUGACUGUGUCGUGGCUGAUCCUAAAAAAGGCUCUAAGAUGUACGGCCUGAAGAGUUACAUAGAGUACCAGGUCACACCCAAUACGACCAACAGACCUGUCAAUCAUAGGUAUAAGCAUUUUGAUUGGCUGUUUGAGCGCCUGUUGGAAAAGUUUGGUUCUGCCAUACCCAUCGCCUCGCUGCCUGACAAACAGGUCACAGCUCUACCUAAGGAGUACCAGAACAUUGGAAAGGCCUUUCAGAACCUGUCAUCUGUCUUCAACACCAGUGGAUAUACAGGAGAGGCCACGCUCACAGAUGCUCUCACAGCUGCAGGGAAAACAUACGAGGAGAUCGCACAGAUCGUAGCCGAGCAGCCGAGAAAAGACCUUCAUUUCCUGAUGGAAACCAACAACGAAUACAAUGGGCUGCUAGGCUGCUUCCCUGAUACUAUAGGAGUACACAAGGCAGCUAUAGAGAAGGUGAGGGAAGGGGAUAAGAUGGUGGCAGCAGGGAAGAUCACCACACAGGACAAAGUGACCAUGAUCAAACGUACCAGCAUCAUGUCCUACUCACUACAAGCUGAGAUGAACCACUUCCAUAGCAACCGUAUCUAUGACUACAACAGAGUUAUGCAGCUCUACCUGGAAGAACAGAUCAGGUUCUAUGAAAUGAUUGCUGAGAAGCUGAAGCAAGCCCUGGGCCAGUUUACCACACUGUGACGGGAAACACAUGCACACACACAUUUCUCUGCUCCUCUCUGCUUCGUGGACCAACAACCUUAAACUCCUCUUCUAUGGACAUACUGGGAUGGACUGGUGUCUCAAUGAUCUAGAUGGAAGACUGUGUCACCCUGUGCCUUUAAACUACAGGACGAGCUAGAGAUAACGGUGUUAUAUUUCAAUGUUACAGUGCAGAACAACCUGUUCAGUUUAGUUUCCUAACCCUUUAAUGUUGACCUAUCUCUUUAUUUAUAAUAUAGAUAUAUGUAGUAUUGAUAUUUCUGAAUAAGUGUCAUAUUAUUCUUAUUGUGGAUUAGAGAGGCGAGACAGAGAGAGAAGAUAGGAGAGAGGGAGACUGAGAAAGAAGAGAGGGAGACUGAGAGAGAGGAGAGGAGAAAGGGGAGACAGAGAGAGGAGAGAAAGGGGAGACAGAGAAGAGAGAAAGGGGAGACAUAGAGAGAAAAGAGGAGAG